This is a messenger RNA of Williopsis jadinii, 1964 nucleotides long. RefSeq lists its product as uncharacterized. NCBI's taxonomy places the organism in Eukaryota, Fungi, Ascomycota, Saccharomycetes, Phaffomycetales, Wickerhamomycetaceae. The record is from RefSeq and is a predicted model, not a curated record. The transcript has a single exon. The coding region runs from base 178 to 1782 and encodes 534 amino acids.
AAGUGCGUCUAUUUCUCCAACUCUAUUGAUGACGAGCUCUACGAAAGCUUGAUACCAACACUCUCAUUAGAUGUUUGCCAUUUGUCUUUGCACAAUAGUCAAAGAUACAAAGAUGAUUUUCGUACAUUAUACACUAUUGUUGGGCAGGCUGGGUCCAAGGGACUUGUUCCCCUGGGUAUGAUGCUUUCAAAGAAUGCAGAAUGUGGAUUAGAAUGGUUUACCUUCCUAUACACAUUCUUCAAGAAGAACGGUGGAUCGCAUUGGAAGAAGUUACGGGAAUCUCUGCAAUUGCAUGAUGAUAGUAUCACUGAGGAGAGCAUUCCCCCAUUACAAAUCAUAUCGGAGCAGGAUAAGGGUAUCAAGAAGGCCUUGGAUAUGUUGAGAACCCGGUGUGGUGUUCCGAUUGAAAGCUUCGCAUGUUCCAAACACGUCCAAAGAAACCUCUCUAAGUACACAAUUGCAAAGCAUAGAAGGGUUAUGCAACAUAACUUUUUCCAGUUGAUAUUUGAAUCUGAUCCCGAAAAGAUCCCACCAAUCCAAGAAACAAUGAGGGGGGGUUUCUUUGAGAGGCAUAAGAGAGAGACAGUCAACAGUACUUAUAAUCUCAUUACCAACAUGUACGAGUGUGCUAGAGGUCUUCAACUUUACAAUUUGGUGACACCAAGGUUUGACAUUAUGACAUCCAAUCAUUGUGAGAUUUUGAAUGCAGAGAUAUACGCAUUUAGGCGAUUGAACCCAAUUAAUCUCAUUGUCAAAGUGCUGUCGAUUCAGUGCGACAAGGUGAAAUUCGCAGAGUCCAUGACCUUUGAUUGGAAUACAGUGAGACAGAUGCCUCAAUAUGAUGAUGAAAUGAAUGGUGCCAGUGAUUUCGAUGACGGGAACGAUUCGGAUGAUGCAAGUGACUUUGUUGAUGAAGAGGAUGAGCCAGAGUAUACCGAGACACUCACAAACUAUGGCUAUUUCUUGUACUCAACAACCAUUAUCACUGCUUCUUGUCUAAAUAGCAAAGAGACUAGUGUGACUGUUGAUGAGAGUUCACCUGAAACACAAAUGACGACUCACAAGCAUAGUGUAUCUUGGGACUGUGAUUUGUCUCUUAGGGACCUUUUAGCUGUGUUGCGAGUUUAUGCGAAGAAGAUGAGAAAAUGCGAUUCGUUUAUCAACUUUCGUGCUUAUGUUUAUCUUCAAUUGCGAGCCAGAACAGCCGUUGUUACUGAGAAGCGAUGCACCAUCUCACAAGAGGGGAAAACGGAAGAAAAGUCUACAUACAACUGUUCCCAUCGUCGCAAUCAAGCGUAUACAUUCUUCGAAUGUCCACAUAUCACUUGUGUGAAGAUGAGAAGGGUUCUCAACGGCCACGCCCUUAUCCCAUCAAUGCCCCAAUUUGCCAAACAUAUCAUCUAUGAAGACAGUAGAAAGAGGCAUUCCAAUUUCACACCACCAAUGUUCGAAUACCCGAGUUGUUUCUCAAAGGCCAAUAGAUGUAUCAUACGGAAGAAGACGUCUCAAACUUCCAGAUCAGCGGUGAGGCAAUUCGACUCGCAGAUUCUACUGAAGGCGAUUCAAGCGUUAAAAGAUGAUAACAAAACCAUGAAUAACACCAGAGGGAACACUAGGAAGAGGCAAAGGAUAGCAUGCUCUUCCGAUAGGAUUUCUUCCCCAGUUGAGAAGAAGAAGAGAGGAAGAGGACGACCAAGAAAGUCAGAACAGAAGAGAAACUACAAGGCUAGAAAGCUCACGGAAGAAGCAAAGGCAGAUCCAAUGAACCCGCAUCCAACGUAAAAUGGCUGUCGUACAGACUCCUCAUAGUUUACCAUAAUGAUCAAUGUAUUUCUGAUAGCUUCUAAGUUGUACUUAACCAACCACAUUUUACCAGACCAGUGCCGUUCCCUCCUAUAUCCAUAUAUACUCUAUCCAUAGAAGCCUAAACAGAUUACGUAAUCGUUUGUUGAACUGGAAUUCCG